Colias croceus (clouded yellow) is the source of this 1591-nucleotide messenger RNA. RefSeq names its product ATP-dependent RNA helicase WM6 (gene Hel25E). Gene Ontology annotation, biological process: mRNA export from nucleus; mRNA splicing, via spliceosome. The record is from RefSeq and is a predicted model, not a curated record. Lineage: Eukaryota; Metazoa; Arthropoda; Insecta; Lepidoptera; Pieridae. Gene Ontology annotation, molecular function: ATP binding; RNA binding; RNA helicase activity. The transcript has a single exon. The coding region runs from base 130 to 1407 and encodes 425 amino acids.
UACCGCUUUUGGCUUUCUUGACUCAACCGACGCCAUUAUUGUGAAACAAAAUUUUUAUUCGUUAAUUCACGUGCUAAAAGCUAGUCCUGAAUUCUGUUGAUUUUGAUUUACAUCAUAAAAACAACAAACAUGGCAGACAAUGACGAUCUUCUCGACUACGAAGACGAAGAGCAGGCAGAUCAGCAGACCGCUGACGGAGCAACCGAAGCGGCGCCAAAAAAAGAGGUUAAGGGAUCCUAUGUAUCUAUUCACAGUUCCGGCUUCAGAGAUUUUCUGCUCAAACCCGAGAUUUUACGAGCUAUAGUCGAUUGUGGUUUCGAGCAUCCGUCUGAAGUACAACACGAAUGUAUACCACAAGCGGUACUGGGUAUGGAUAUCUUGUGCCAAGCUAAGUCGGGUAUGGGAAAAACAGCUGUGUUUGUAUUAGCGACGUUGCAACAGCUCGAGCCUUCUGAGAACCACGUCUACGUUCUAGUCAUGUGUCAUACCAGAGAGUUGGCCUUCCAAAUCAGCAAGGAGUACGAGCGGUUCUCGAAGUACAUGGCCGGAGUUAAAGUGUCAGUAUUCUUUGGAGGUAUGCCGAUUCAAAAGGAUGAAGAGGUUCUCAAGACUUCGUGUCCACACAUCGUCGUCGGUACCCCGGGACGUAUUCUAGCUCUAGUUAAUAGCAAGAAGCUGAAUCUGAAGCACUUGAAACAUUUCAUUCUUGAUGAAUGUGAUAAAAUGUUAGAAUCUCUGGACAUGAGACGAGAUGUACAGGAAAUAUUUAGAAAUACACCCCAUGGAAAGCAAGUAAUGAUGUUCUCGGCCACACUGAGCAAGGAAAUUCGACCGGUAUGCAAGAAGUUCAUGCAGGACCCUAUGGAAGUGUAUGUAGACGAUGAAGCCAAGCUGACAUUGCACGGAUUGCAACAACAUUAUCUUAAGUUGAAGGAAAAUGAGAAGAAUAAGAAACUGUUUGAAUUACUAGAUAUACUAGAGUUUAAUCAAGUUGUAAUAUUUGUGAAGUCAGUACAAAGAUGCAUUGCAUUAGCUCAAUUGCUCACAGACCAGAACUUCCCGGCCAUUGGAAUUCACCGCAACAUGUCUCAAGAUGAACGUCUGUCCCGCUACCAGCAGUUCAAAGAUUUCCAGAAGAGAAUAUUAGUUGCCACAAACUUGUUUGGAAGAGGAAUGGAUAUUGAACGAGUCAACAUUGUCUUCAAUUAUGAUAUGCCAGAAGAUUCCGACACCUACCUGCACAGAGUGGCCCGUGCAGGUCGUUUUGGUACCAAAGGGUUAGCCAUCACCAUGGUAUCUGAUGAAGGUGAUGCCAAGAUCCUCAACGAAGUCCAAGAUCGUUUCGACGUCAACAUAACUGAGUUACCGGAGGUUGUAGAGUUGUCUACUUACAUUGAAGGGCGAUAGAUAUCCAUUCCGUUUGACCUGGUUACUUACUAAGCUGUUCAAUUAAUUUUGUUACUAAGUAAUUGUAAGAUUAGUUUAUAAAAACAUUAAAUUGUGUAAUUUAAUGUAUAACCGUAUGAAAGGCACAGUCCGAUUGAAAGUAAAUUAGAAUUAAGUAAUGAUUAAAGUGACAUUUGGUAUUGUA